Molecule: messenger RNA, 1929 nt
Organism: Huiozyma naganishii CBS 8797
Lineage: Eukaryota; Fungi; Ascomycota; Saccharomycetes; Saccharomycetales; Saccharomycetaceae
Gene: ESF1
Product: pre-rRNA-processing protein ESF1
Exons: 1
Coding region: 1-1929 (642 amino acids)
Biological process (GO): rRNA processing
Cellular component (GO): nucleus
Molecular function (GO): RNA binding
Source: RefSeq, a predicted model, not a curated record
AUGUCUGAUAAGAUGUCUAGUGAUCCUAGAUUUUCAGGUGUCUACAAUGACCCCAAAUUUAGAUCUACUAAGGAAAAGAAGCUGAAGGUCAAGCUGGACAGCCGUUUCAGCAAGAAAGAUCUGGAAGUGAAGAAGAAGGCUAAAGUCGACAAAUACGGUAGAAAGAUCAAGAAUGGGGAUGCAAACAAGAAAGAGUUGGAGGAUUUCGACAAAUAUUUCGAGAAGGAAGAUGAAGCGAAGGAAAGUGAAGAUGCCGAGGCACCAGAGGCGCCCGUCAAAGUCGUUGUGGACAGGGCUCGUGGAGAAGUUCCCGAUGACUAUGUCAGCUCUGCUGAUGAGUUUACAUCAUCCGAUUCCGAGUCUUCUGGUUCCUCUGAGUCCGAAUCUGAGUCUGAGCAGAGUGACGUUGAGGAUGAAAUCGAAGCGAACAGCGGCAAACCUGAAUCUGGUGAUCCGUCCAAGACGCUUGCCGUGGUCAACUUAGAUUGGGAUCACGUUAAAUCGGUAGACCUGAUGAUCACCUUCACUGGGUUUAUUCCAAAAGGUGGUAAGAUUGAAAGAAUCUGUAUAUACCCGAGUGAGUUUGGUAAGGAAAGGUUGAACAGGGAGGAGAAGGAGGGUCCGCCCAAGGAAUUAUUUCAUAAGAAGAAGAGCAAGAAGAACAGUGCGGCGAAGUCCAAAGGCGCGGAAUCCGGCAAAAGCGAUGACGACGUUUCUGAUGUCGACAUCAAGGAUUUGUAUGAGGAAGGUGACGCGGAGAAGGACAUCGACUCCAAAGCUCUGCGUCAGUACCAACUAGAGAGAUUGAGAUACUUCUAUGCCGUCGUUUACUGUAAUAAUGUAGAGACUGCGAAGGCGAUCUAUGACAACUGUGACGCGACAGAGUACGAGUCAACGGCCAAUAUGUUCGACUUGAGAUACGUCCCCGAGGGGAUGACCUUCGACGACGAUCCUAGAGACGAGUGUGAGGCGUUACCAAAAAAUUACAAGCCUUUAAACUUUGCGACGGAUGCUCUACAGCAUUCCAACGUGAAAUUGACCUGGGACGAAACGCCUGCUGACCGGGUUGAGAUUGCGAAGAGGGCGUUUUCUCAGAAGGAGAUCGACGAUAUGGACUUCAAGGCUUAUUUGGCCUCUGAUAGCGAGGAUUCGGAUGCGAAAGUUGAUGAAACGAUGAAGAACAGAUUGAAGGCGCUUGUCGGUGGUACUUUGAAAGCGAGCAGGCCGAAGGGCGGUGCGGAAGAAGACGAGGACGAUGAGGAAGGAAUGGACAUGGAGAUCACUUUCACGCCUGGUUUGGACGAAGCACAGGUUGCUGAACAGGAAGCCGCCGCAGAGGAGGAAAGUACGAUAGAUAAGAUUAGACGUAAAGAGAAGGAGCGUCGUAAGAACAGGAAACAAAAGUUGAAGGAAUUGAAGAAGAACGCGGAGAAGGAAAAGAGGGACAAGUUGAAAUCGUUGAAGAAGGGUCGCAAGAAUGGUGAGGAGGAGCCCGUUGACGACAAGGCAAAGGCUGAACUUGAACUAUUGAUGAUGGAUGAAGAUGAGGAGAGAGACUCGAAGAGUACGUUAAAUAAGAAGAUGCACUUUAACAUGAACGAGAUCAUGCGUUCUGAGAAGGAGAAGAAGAAGAAAUCGAAGUUCCAGGACAAGAACAGGAUUGUCGAGGAUGAGUUCAAACCCGAUUUGAGCGAUGACAGAUUCAAGGAAGUCUUUGAGGACCACGAUUUUGCUAUCGAUCCAUCCCGUCCCGAGUUCAAGGAAACACCGGCGAUGCAGAAAAUCUUACAAGAACGUUCCAAUCGUGCCCGCUCCAAGGGUAAGAAAAGGAAAUCCGCAGAGCAGUCCACGGACACCUCUGACAAGACGGACAUCUCACAGAUUGUGUCUAAAUUGAAGAGGAAGAAGAAGUCGAAAACGAAGGCAUGA